Molecule: messenger RNA, 3933 nt
Organism: Cavenderia fasciculata
Lineage: Eukaryota; Evosea; Eumycetozoa; Acytosteliales; Cavenderiaceae
Product: WSC domain-containing protein
Exons: 10
Coding region: 1-3933 (1310 amino acids)
Biological process (GO): transmembrane transport; monoatomic ion transport
Cellular component (GO): membrane
Molecular function (GO): monoatomic ion channel activity
Source: RefSeq, a predicted model, not a curated record
AUGAGAUACUUUAGAACAUCUCCAAAGAAUGUCAUUAAAGUAUUCUUUGUUUACAAAUCUACACAUAGAUACAUCAUACAUAGAGGGAGAAGAGAGGAGACAACAGAAAAACAGAGAGAGAUGAGUUCUAAUAAUAACAAUCAUCUUUAUAAAGAUAAAGCUAAAGAAGCAUCUUUUAACAGUAAUUCAUGGAAGCAUUACAUAGAUAUAUAUGAACGUGCAGCAGAACGCUUAUUGCAACUCAGUGUCCCGACAAUAGAAGACCUAACAAAGAAUACUAGUUAUUCGGCCGAAACCAUUAGAAUUGCAUUCUAUAGUGCUUUUCAUACUGUUUUGGAAGAGACAACAAAUACUCGACCAAUUCAACAACCAAUACAACAACUACAAAAACAACAACCACAAUCAAGAAAAGCUCAAUCACGUCAAUUAUAUAAACCAUCGAUAGAAUGGGAUGACAGUGGUUGUAGUAAUAACAGUAACAACAAUUUACAAACAACAACAACAGAGGAAAAGAUUUAUAUAAAUGAUGAUUGGUUAGCUUACUUUACAUCAUUGGUCAAACAUAGAAGCAAAAAUGAAUCUGUAUUCCGUAUCAAAUCAUUUAAACCAAAGGCUUCAACAAAUAACAAUAACAACAACAACUCACCAGCAAAAGGCGCCAAAUUAAACUUAAACAAUAACAAAUUAAAAUCAAAUCAAUUCUCUGAUAAUCUAUUCAAUAGUAAGAGUCCAACAAAGAAUGAUUAUAGAAAUGGAUACUUUUUAGAUGACCUACAAGUAGGCAACGAUGACGAUGAAAACGACUCUACUACCAUUCUCAGAUAUCGAUAUGAAAAGGAUUUCGUUUUACAAAAGGAUGGUGCUGCACAUAUUAUUACUCUUUCACCAGACUAUGGCAUUCCAUUUCACUUUCAAGAAACUAUUGUCACUGCUUCUUCUUCUUCUGCUCCUCCUGAAACAAAUGGAAAUCCAACAAAAAAGAAACAUAAAACUUCAGACAAUAAUAAUAGUAGUAAUAAUAAUGGUGGAAAAGAGAAUGGAUGGUGUUCACUAAUAUUCCACAGCGUUCUCUAUUUGCAAUUUAUAGUUGGAGUUUACUCUUAUGGCGAACCUUCAGUUGAUGGAGCUCCAAGUUGGUUCGAAAGAAGUAAUCUUAUGCUUAUUAAUGCUGUUAGAAUUGCACCAAAAGAAUAUUUAAAAAAAUAUACCAAUUUUGGUGAUCAUGAUAUUUUAUCACCAGAUGUUUAUCCAGCUGUUCCACCUGUGUUUUGGGAACCAACUCUUGGUAAAUCAUCUCGUUACCAUUCCCAAGAUAUGGCAACCAACCAAUGUUUUUCGCAUCCAUCGUGUGACGGUACAGACACUUUUGAUAGAAUCGGUAGAUACUAUAAGUGUUCGAGUUUGGCCACCGAGAAUAUUGCUGCGGGUAUGGCCAGUCCCCUCGAAACCAACAACCAAUGGAUUUGCGAUUCCGGAAGUGGUGAUCCAUACUCGACUAGCUGUGCUGGCGAUGGUGGAGCCGAUGGUCAUCGUAAAAACAUCAUGUCACCAGACUCUUUGGUCGUCGGUGUCGGCUAUGGCUACUCUGCUCAGGGAUACCGUUUCUUUUGGACCCAAGAUUUUGGUAAUUCACUAUGUGUUGCCGCUCUCAAGAUGUUUCCUGUGCACUCUGGCUCGCAUAUUUUCGACGGCACCAACACCAUUGACUUUAUGGCCGAUUGGUACCCAUCGACGUUGAUUUCGCGUAUGAUGAAUAACCAAGUCGACGCAUCGGUCGUCAUUGUCGGAAAAAAGUAUCCCAUGUCACUCGACAUGGGUACCACCGACAAGGGUAAAUGCGUCAGCUCAUUCUCGUAUGCCGGUCAUGAAUACGCUCCCGAUAAACCAACCACUUCUACUACCACCGGAUCCGUCUCUACCACUGGUCGCGCAACCACCACCGACGCUGCUUCCACCACCACACAAGAAGGUACCACCACAUACGUCUCGACCACUACCAGUCAAUCCACUACUGGAUGGUCAUCCACCACUACCGAUUCAGCUUCUACCACCACCUCCUCGAUCUCUACUACCACCACUACCGGCACACCCGAUGUUGAUCCAACACCAACUCCAAGUUCAUCAACCGACCAUAUGGACGGAGAAAGUUAUGUUGGCUGUUAUGUUGACCAAGUUGCCCACGACCUUUCCGAAAGUAUCAUCUAUGACGACCGUCUCACCAAUGGUCGUUGUAUUUCGCACUGUGCACGCAAUCUAUACAAAUAUGCUGGAUCCGAAUACGGCAACAUUUGCUAUUGCGGCAACAAGUAUGGAUACUAUGGCAAGGCUGAUAAUGCCUCUGAAUGUCACGUCCCAUGUAAAGGAAACACCAGUGAAGUGUGUGGAGGAGACAGUCGUCUAUCCAUCUACGAGUCUGGUUUUGUCGGCUGCUACGACUUUAAAAAGACAGUUCACCAAUUCACCACCGCAUUCCGUAGCUCCCAAAUCACUGCCAACGGAUGUCGUUCACUUUGCAAGUCUAAAAGCUUUGAUGUCUCUGCCACUACACACGGCAACCUUUGUCUUUGUGCCCAUAGUUUUGAAUUGGACCAAUCCGCUCUCAUCAUUGAUGACCCAGACCAAUGUCGUAUCAAGUGUACCUAUAGUAACCAAUACCCCAACCAAUACGAUAGUCAUACAAACUCUACCACUUCAUCAUAUGAUUUCUGUGGUACUGAUUCAUCAACUUUAAUUUAUAAUAAUAAGGAUUACAAAGUUUACAUGAAUGAUUCAUCCUCACACCAAUCAUUUGACGACUAUGUUGAAGAUGAGGCCAUCUUUAAUGCAUCUUCAUUCCUCCAACCAACAUUCUCCUUAUUCUUCUUUUUCUUUAUAUUCAUUUUUUAUAAAAUUAGUCUUUACUUUUUAAAUCAAUUAAUCGAUAGAAGAAUGUCAUCUUCGCCAAAGAUAACAACGAUGGUGGGAGGCAGUGGCAGUGGAAGUGGAGCAGGCAACAAUAGUAAUAGUAGUAGUAACAGUGGAAAGGGGUCAGGGAUUCCUUCCAACUUCUUGUCUCAUAGUGCUGCUUCCAACCUACCAAAGUUUAAAAUAGGAGGUGAUGAUGACGAUGAUGACCACCGAGAUAUCAGUCAUAAACAACAACAACAACAACAUAUAAACUCUGUUGGUGGCAGUAGUAGUAACAGUGCAUACAGUUUAGGUGGUAGUGGAUCAGUUGGUACAACAUCGUCAUCACUCAACAACAGUAGUUCUGGUAACAAUAUCAAUCAUGCAAAUGGUCUUGGAGACUCUCCAUCAAGUGGUGGUCAUGGUAUUAUUGGUGGUGGUGGUGGUGGUGGUAAUGGAGGUAGAACACGUGUCUAUGAAGAUUACAAUGAUAUAUUGGGUCAAACGGCCUCAUCAUCUGACUAUACAAAUCACAAGGAUAGACAUUGCUCAACUUAUGCCAACAGAGUAUUAUUCUCCAACAAAUAUUAUUAUGCCUAUAUUUUCAUGAUAUUUAUCAAUCUUGUUUUAAUCAUUUGGUUGAUUGUUAAUUUGGUUCAAAAGAGUACAAGUGUACCAACACAUUGGUUAUUUGUAUUAUUGGAUAUUUUGGUGAAUGUGUCAUUGUUUAUAGAGAUAUCUUUACAGAUCAUAUCACAAAAGAGGCGGUAUUUCAAUUCAUGGUCCAAUAUAUUUGAUUGCGUGGUGUUGGUCUUUUCCAUUGCCGGACUCUUUAUGUAUCUGUUUACCAAAAAGGAUCAUCAAUUUGAUUUUGAAGGAAUCAUUAUUAUAUUUUUCACAGCACUUAGAUAUGUUGUUCAAUUCCUUAGAUUAUUGGCAAUGAUUAAAAGACAAAAAUUAAAAUCUUCAACAUUUAAUAGUAGAGUUGAUUUCACAGAGUUAAAAGACACUGAUCUUGUCUUUGAUGUUGAUUCUUCCGAUUUUUAA